Molecule: messenger RNA, 1185 nt
Organism: Lutra lutra (Eurasian river otter)
Lineage: Eukaryota; Metazoa; Chordata; Mammalia; Carnivora; Mustelidae
Product: protein C19orf12 homolog
Exons: 2
Coding region: 55-399 (114 amino acids)
Source: RefSeq, a predicted model, not a curated record
UUUGAAAGUCUUCCUUUGAGGUUCUCCAGGAAACCUCUCAAGGUGGAAGACGUCAUGAAGCUGUUGUGCUGCAUCGCUGAGGAGAGGGAAAAAGGGAGCUUGAAGCCAGCUGUGGGUAGAAUGAUUGGUGGUCUGGUCGGAGGCCCACCUGGAGCUGCUGUUGGGGAGGCUGUUGGGGGCCUCUUAGAUACAUGGAUGAUAAGCGGACAGUUCAAGCCAAUUCCUCAGACCAUAAUGGAGCUGCCACCUGAUAAGAAGCAAAAGCUCUAUAAAGAAGCCAGGGCCAUCCUCAAGCACCUGAAGUGGAGGGACACCAAAGACCUGACCACAUUGGUCAUGGGCAGUGAGGACCUGAAGAAGCAGCUGCUGGCCAUGCUGGAAAAGUGCCUCAAAGGCUGAAGUCCAGUACAUUAAUUUCAAAGCUAUUUCUGGAAAACAGGGGUCUCAUUUAGAUGAUUCUUCACAGGUUGGUGGGCCAUUUAGAUGGUUUUCCUAACUCAUAGAGGUGAUUGGGAGUUGGGGGAAGCCUCACCCAUUCAUUGCUCAUGGCUUGGGUCCAACCCUCCCAGACCCAGGGAACAUGGGGUCCUGGUAAGUGGUCCUGCCCUGAUGGCCACUGAAGUCCCUCCCCUGGCCGGCCUGCAUUCAUUCCUGGGAAAAACCCUGACCCAACUCCUGAGCAAUUUGGGGUCAGAUAGAGCAGAUCUUGCUGAGUGAAGUCAGUGUGGACUAGCUGGGUCCUGGGGUGACUGUAAUGGGCAAAGGGCCUGAGAGGACAGGCUGGACCUCAAGUCCUAUCUCCCCAAGAGGUGAAAACACUUUCCUGGCUUUCCCCUCAGGCUUUCCUCUUGGCUCCUAUGGUUUUAGUAUUCUUACUUUUGUCUUACAUUGUCUGUAAGGAACUUAAAAAAAGAGAAAUGGACUAAGAGUCAUCUGUUUGUAUCAUUCCCACAGCUUUGCCAUUCCAAACAAUGUCCAACAUGGAAUACUGCUCCUCCCUGUGCCCCAGGACCCCUGCUUCAUCCCUGCCUCGACGCACCGCUGUUCAGAGUCUACUCACUGGAAUCUUCUUUAAAGAAAUAUUCUAUAUCACUUAGGGUUAUUUGCUUGCCCUGCAUGUGGCUACUAUGGUGGCAUGAAUGCUUAAUUCUGUCUUUUUAAUUAAGCCCCAUAUUUUGUUCUUCA